Prorocentrum cordatum is the source of this 7764-nucleotide messenger RNA. The record is from the annotation of a GenBank genome assembly. Lineage: Eukaryota; Dinophyceae; Prorocentrales; Prorocentraceae.
AUGCAGGCCCAGUGCGCGGCGGGGGAGCGUCAGCGCAAGCUCUUAGGGUCUGCAGUAGACGCCUGCUCCCGCGCGAUCGCCAGUGUUUCCGAUUUGCUCAGGUCGCAGCUCGCGAAGUUCUUCGAGGCCGACCCGGACAUCUUCGACUUGGCAUCGCGCCGGAUACCUUUCGACCACCAGAAGGAGAUCGUAGAGGGUUACUUCGAAGAGGCGCUCGCCCGCGGAAGGGCCCGCGCCGAUUUCGGCGCAGACGAGGUCGCAGACGGUUCUUGGGAGAUUCACAAGGGCGACGUGCGCAACAGAUAUCACUCCGAGCGCGGCAGUCGGACCAUUCAUCUGGUGGAAAAGGUGGAGGGCGCGAAGUGCACUGAAGAGGAGUUCGCAGAGUUCUACCAGCUCUACGACGCAAAGACGGACGACGGGGAGCCGAUGCUAGACAGGGGGGGUAUCAUGCGCUGCAUAGGCAAGCGCAAGACGCGCUACGGUGAGUUCGCAGCCAAGGUCCAGGACAUGGGCGCGGCCACGCGAGCUCCAGGGCCGCGGCCGCAAAAGCUCAAGGUUGCGACGCAAGAGUUCCUCGAGGAGCAGACGGAUGAGCCGCAGAGCGUCACUCAGGACGAUGCUCGGCGCGCCGAGUUUGCCGCGCGCGCGGCGCCGCGCACAGGGCGGUUCACCUUCAAGCCAGGCGCCGACGGGGCGGUCGAGCGCGCGCUCGCGGAGGAGCAGAAGGCGCUGGCGCGGGAGAUGCUGAGUGAGAGAGCUUCGACGAUGGAGUACUUGUUCAGCCAGGGAAACGACCUGCAAAAGACGAGUGGCCUCGUCCUUGAGGAAGAGGCGGCGGACCGUGCUGGCGAACCGAGCGUCCAGUACGAGAAGAGUUGGCUGCGGUGGGCAAAGGAGCUCUCGCUGGAUAGCCCCAGCGUCGUGUGCUUCGCCUGCGGCGUCAAGGUCUCCAAGCACCACUGCAUGCGCGAGUGCCUGUCAGACCUCAUCGCGCAGACCUUGCGCGAGGGCGCCUCCGAGAUUACCCCGCACAUCUGCGAUUACUGCGUGCGGGCGGAGGAUCGUGGGGCGCGCGUCUCGCGGGGCGCCAUCGACACGGGGAACGCGCCAGAGCCGCUUCGAGGACCCAUUCGCCACGAGGAGCGAGUGCUCCAGCUGGCGGAGACGAACGUGGUCAUGGUGCACGCGCCCAAGGGCGGCACGGCGACGGCGAAGGGCGGGGCCUUCGUGGCGCCGCUGGAAGCGCCGCGCGCCUGCGAGGUGCUCGGCGGCGCCAGCAUGGAGAUCACCGACGGCGUGCUCUGGCUCCGGCCGCGGGGCGCCCCGCCCGGCUGGGCAGUCCCCGCGCGCGCUCAGAAGCUCCUCGACGCGCUGAAGUGGCUCGCGAGGAGUAACGCAUACUAUCGCGACAUCUUCGUGCUGGGCCAGGCAACGGCAGACAUCGAGGCCCUCGCGACGAAGCUCGCUGAGAAGCUUGCUGACGAUCGCCCAGCGAUCGACCCGGAGGCCGAGGCGGCGGCGCAGGGCGCUUUCGAGGGAGACGCAACGUACUCCACCGCGGGCGGGCCCGCCAAGGUCGGCGCCGUUGUGGGGGACCUCCAGAAGAACCGGGAGUCGGCGGAGAUUCGCCCGUUGACGGAGGCGCUGGCGUUCCCGACGCUGUUCCCAGGAGGCGAGGGCUCCUGCCCCGAAGAGCUCUGCUUCAGCAGCUACGCGUGGCGCCGCCUGCUGGACUGCAAGACCAAGUUCCAGGAUAAUCCGGAUUACACCUUCUGCCAGCUCGAGACGUGGUUCCGGAAGAGCUUGCGCAGCGCGACGUCCGUGUUCGCGGGGAAGCGCGAGGUGCCCGGUCGGGAAGCGGCGGAGCGCAGAGCAUACGCCGUGCAAGGUAAAGUGCCCGGCACAACGGCGUUCCUGGGCCAGAAGCGCACCCGCUGCGUCCAGGUGAUGCGCCAGCUCGGGCGCCCUGAUUUCUUCCUCGCGCUCACGAGCCACAAGCGCCAGCCGCACAUGCUCGCAGCGUGCGUAAAAGCGCAGCUCUACAACGACAGCCCCGGCCUGCCGCUUGAUCGCGUGGAGAAGACUGUCGCCGCGCAGGUGCUGGCGUACACGAACGACCCAGAACGCAAGUGGGAUGGCAGCCCGCAGUGCGACGAGAAGAUCAAGGGCACGAAUGACGGGGCCGCGGCGUGCGAGAGCGAGCGGCUCGGAGACCAGGCGGCGGACGGUGGCGAAGCGCCCGCGGGCGCCGAGGAUAUCGGAUACAUGGAUCUGCUCCAGGGCGACGUCAAGCGGGAUUGCUGGGGCGGCAACCUGGACGAAGUCGCGCAGCCGCGCCCGGACGCGGCCCCGCCCGUGGCCGGUGACUCCAUCUGGCGCGUGAGCAUAGAGCAGUUGGAUCAGCUCCUCUCCGGGAAGGCCAGCGCGGUCGUGAGGCCGCGCGGGCUGAAGGACGCAGGGCGCAAGUGGUUGGCGUGCACUGCAGACGCGGGCGCCCAGAUCGUCGCGGUGGCGCGCGUGGCAGGCGCCCGGCAGGUCAUGUCGCAGGACGAGUGGCGCCAGAAGAGUAAGGAGCACGGAAUGAGCCGGCGGACGUGCUUCUACAGGAAGACGUUCCUCGUGCACGUGCGCAUGGUGCAGCAGCUGGCAGAGGCGGUGCCGUGCGCCGACCCUGGUGCGCGCGCCUGCGGUGACCAUGUAUUUCGCCCCACGGACGCAGGGCCGCCGACGGACAGGGUCCUCCUGUUGCCCCCGCCGCGCCGAUACUUUCCCGACUGCGUGAAGGUCAACUGCAUCUGGGACAUCGACGCGGCGCAGAUGGACGUCUUGGCGUCUGGCUCCUCCACCGUCGUCGCGCGCCCCGUCGGCGUCGUCGGCGAGGAGCGGAAGUGGCUGGCGCGUGCCGCAGAUUCCGGCGCCCAGAUCGCGGGCUGGACAUCCGCCUCGGUAAGCCGAGAGGCGCCGUCCGAGGAGGAGUGGGCCGCCGCCCGAGAGACUUCCGGCCUCGUCGAGGACGCCCUCCCCUUCGCGCCGACGUUCCUCGUGGAGCUGCGAGCUCUGCAGCUGUUCGCCAAGCCCGUCGACUACGCGCCGCCGCGCGCGGGCUCUGCAGUCGGCGGAGCCCCGCCGCCGCCGCAGCCGCACCCAGAACCUCGCGUCGGCGGCGAGGCGGCAGAGCGCGGCGGCGAAGAGGCAGAGGGCGAGCCGCCUGCAGCCCCAAAGCGCCCCGCGGCAGAUUGGCUUGACGGGGCGGCCUCAGAGACGGACGACGAGCUCCUGGGCCCGUCGAAGGCGGACAACGUCGCCUGUAUCUACGACGUCUAUGCGCGGACGACGGGGCCGAAGAGGUGGCGCGGAGUCUAUCGUGACGGUGUGAUGACGCUGCUCACGAAGUCGCUGAUGCACAAGCACGGACCAUACUUUAUGCACUCGCUCGGACGCUGCCGCUUCGGGUUCCCGCAGCAGCCGGCGGAGAAGAGUCGAAAGAAGAGUCAGCGAGAGCUUUGGAACAACGGCUCCAAGAACGAGUACUUCGUACGGCGCCGCAGCGGCGCCACGAUGAUGGGCCUGUACAACCCCCGGAUAUUGCGCCGGUGGCGCGGUUCCAUGGACCUCCAGGUCGCCGGGAGCUCGCACGCGGUGGCUCGGUACAUCCUGGGCUACUGCUUGAAGAACGACACCGCGAAGGACGCCGCGGGCAAGCUCAACCAGGACAUCGCGAGGGUGCCGGCCACCGGGCCUGUGACGAGCAAGCAAGUGAACCGCCUCGCUUACAUCGGCGCUCAGGGCCGCGUGACCUCCACGUUCGAAGCGUGCCACCACCUCCUCGGACUUCCCGUGGUGCGCAUCUCGCGGGAGUUCCAGUGGGUCCAUGCCGGCAUGCCCGAGUCUUACUCGGCCUACGUGCCGCGGCACCUCUGGCGCCAGACCAUCGCGAACCCGGAGGACGCGCCCGAGCCCACGGCGCCCGCAGUGAUCCGCCGUUAUGCGGAGUGGCGCGCGGGGAAGGUCGCCGUCUUCGACGACACUGGGGAGCAGUUUCCGCUUCUCGUGGAAGGCGGGGCCGCCAAGAACUACGAGUGGGUGAGCCCUCGCGAAGUGACGCUGUUCGAUUUCGUGGCGUCCUACUCGACGUCGUACAUUUCGGACCCCAAGCUGAGAGCGCAGCCAGCAAUCGCGUCCACGAAGGCGUUCGACCCCGAGCGCGAGACGGAGACGUACUAUUACUCCAAGCUCCUCCUGCACUACCCGUGGGCCGAUUUCGACGAGGACGACGGGCCGGAGUGGCUGGGGCCCUCGGACGACGGCAGUCACCAGAGUGCUUUCGUCCGCCUGUCGAAGGCCAGCAAUCAAGGAGAGCACGGCGACGAAGCGGAGGCGCCGCCAGAGGACGCCCAGGCGCGCGAGGAAGAGGCGGAGCUCCCUGCGCCCGACUUCUUCCUGAAGUCCACGGUCUUCCCGAAUCUGGGCAUCGCGGAGGCCGCGUGGCGGGGGCUGAAGCGGCUCAGUUGCGCCCUCGUCAUGCGGUCCGCCAUGCAGACGCCAGGGGCAGCGGAGGACUGGGAGAACCGCCGGGAACUGCUGCGCCGCCUCCGCCUUGCCGCUGGCCGCCCCGACGAGGAGGCCGACGACCCGGACCAGGGCGAAGAUCUGGAGGAGCUGGCGGGCGCCGCGCCGCACGCCAUUAGCGCCUUUGGACCAGUGGCCCGCGGCGACGAGGCCGUGCAGUUGCUCUUCGGCCCCGACGCGCAGAAGUCCAAGCAGCAAGACAUCGUCUAUUGGUUCCUGGAGCAGGUGCGCCAGGGCAAUCGCGCCCCCGCGCGCGUCCUUCUCCACGGUCCCGGCGGAUGCGGGAAGUCCGUGGUCGUCCGCGCCGUCGCACGCCUCUUGCGGACGGAGGGGCACGGCGUCGCGCUCGCGGCGCCAACGGGGUGCGCUGCCUUCCUGAUCAACGGCUGCACCCUGCACUCCUGCUUCCACUUGCCAGUUGAGAACAAGUCCUUCGCCACGCCUCGAUCUACAAGCGCCAACCGGGAGUGCCAUUCGGCGGCCUUCCUGCUCCUCUGUGGGGACCUCUACCAGCUUCCUCCCCCGAAGGGCCAGCCCGUGUACGCGGCUGUCCAGCUGUGGAAGAUGUCCCUGGUCUGUGAGCUCGAGGGGAACCACCGAGCGGCGUGGGACCCCGCUUGCGCCGCUCUGCUGGAGAGAGUCCGGAAAGGCCUGCACACAGAGGCCGACCUCGCGACGCUUCGGACCAGACUGCGCAAGCCACCCGCGGACAGCCGCGCGCCGCACCUACUGGCGACCCGGAAGGCUGUCCGGCAGGUGAACGAGGAGAUGCUCGAGCGACACGCGGAGACGCACGGCUUCGAGGUGCGCGCCGCGCCCGCGCAGGACACGUCGCACCGCACGGGGCCCCCGGUGGAGGUCGACACGGGCUACGACAAUCCCGAGGACACCGGCGGCCUCGAGUCGGACGCGCGGUUCGCCAUCGGGGCCGAGGUCGUGCUCCGUCGGAAUUUAGAUAUCAGCGACGGACGCGUCAACGGCGCCCGCGGCAUGGUGACGGACAUCAAGCUCGCGCGGGACUCUGGCGAGGUGCUGAAGGUGCGCGCGGAGUUCGAGCGCGGCGGGCAGGCGGCCCGCGAGGAGGAAAGCGACGCAGAUCUGCCGGGCGCGCUCAUCAGCCCCGUGCAGGGGGCUUUCCAGAACGAGGACGGCGAGCGAAUCCUUCGCCGGCAGCCCCCCCUGGUGCUCUGCUGGGGCCUCACGAUCCACAAGGCGCAGGGCGGCACGGAGACGAAGGGCAUCGCCUUGAGCCUCGACGAGACAGUUCGCCAGCAGUGCCAAGCUUACGUGGGCCUGUCGCGGGUCGAGUGCCUGGCCGACCUCUACCUCGCCGCGUUCGACGAGCGCGCCAUCGCCCCCGCGGUUGGCGUCGACCACGCGCUGCUGCAGCUCCGCCUGCAGCAGGGCUACGAGGUGGAGCGGGCCAACGGGCCGAACAAGAACUGGAGAGCGUGCUUCGCGCCAGCGCAGACGGCGCAGGAGCUCGAGGAUGCGAUCGCGAGCGCGCCACCAGGGGCGUUCGCCGAGCGGCAGGCGGAGUUGCUGGAGGCGCGCGCCGCAGAGGAGCGCGGGGACAAGGGCGCGUUCACGCGCGAGCACUUCGGCGAGGAAUGCGGGACGAAGCGCGCGCUCGCCACCCGCAAGAGGGAGACCUGCACAGUGGCGAGGAUGAUCCGCGUGCGGAAGCGCCCGGCGGGCGGCCGCUGGGCAGACGCCCCGGGCUGCCGCCCAGCGAACCUCUACGGAGACGGAUGCUGGGGAGCUUCUGCCGCGCCGGCCGCGCCCGCGGUGCCGCCGCGCCGGAGGGCCAGGCUUGCAGCUUUGCAGCAGGCGCCGGCCGGCGCCGCGGAGAUCGAGGCCGAGUGGCGCACUUCUGCUGCCCCCGACGCAGAGACGCCGCCCUCGCCGCCGCCGCCGCCCAAGCGGCCCCGUCUCACGAGCCUGGCGCCGGCCGCGAGCGGCGCGGAGGCCGCGGCGGCCCCGCGAUCAGCCCCUGCCGCCGCAGCGCCCCCGCGCGCGCCGCCGGCGCUGAAGAGGCCGCGGCUCGCUGACCUCGCGCAGGCCGCGGGUUCCGGCGCCGAUGGCGGCGCGCGCGCCAACGCGCCCGCCGCGGCCAGUGGCCGCCUCGCCAGCCGAAGCGUCGCUAGCCAGGCGAUGGGAUCGGCGACGGGGGCCGCGACUGGCUCGGGGCGCGCCGCCUCGAGCGGCCCGGGCGGAGCGCUCGGGCGUCGGCGCCCCUGCGGUUUCCGCAGCGUGGGGAACUCGUGCUACAUGAAUUCCCUGUUGCAGGCCCUCUUCCCGCUGGCCCCAGCGCAGCGGAUGAUUGCCGCGACGCUGGGCGCUCUGGGCGACGAGCCUGAGGAGGGCCUGUUCGACUUGCUGCGACAGGGGAACAAGCUGGUGGGAACGGCCAUAGCAGCCUGGCGCGCCCGCGGGGCGCUCGAGCCCGAGCUCUUCCUGGACUGGCACAACGGCGAGCAGGAGGACGCGCAGGAGUUCCUGCAGCUGAACCUGUUGCAGAAUGAUGGCCCGGAGCUCGCGGACCUGUGCCGCGGGAUCGAUUGGCCGCGGUUGUCGCGCCCUGCCUGCCCUGCUUCUCGAGACGCUACAGGCGCCGAGCCCUUCACGAUUCUCUCCUUGCCGCUUGUGGCCGCGGACGGCCGCCGAGCCUUUGCGUCCGUGCGCACUGCGCUGGCGGACUACAUCGAGGCUCCGUACCUGGUGGAGGUGGACGACUGGCAGUGCCCGUGCGCGGGUUUCGUCGCGCACCGUGCCAGCGUGCUCAAGACGCACCGCAUCACUUGCGUCCAGGAGAUCCUGCUGCUUCACCUGGUGCGCUGGGACAGCUUCGGCCGCGCGGUGCCGCACCCGGUGGCAGCCGACGCCGUCCUCGAGGUGCGCGGCCCGGACAGCGUCGGGAUCUUCUCGUUGAAGGCUGUGGUCGUGCACAGGGGCGCCACCACCCGCAAGGGCCACUACUGCGCCUUCGCGAAGUACGACGGCACCUGGUGGCUCUACGACGACGACGCCUCCCGCGUCGCCACCGAAGCUGAGAUCGCCUUCUUCGGCAGCGGGCAGGGCGCCGCGGCGCUGACGAAGGUCCACCUCGCUUGCUACGAGCGGCUCGACAGCGCGGCGCCCUUGCCCGCGCAGGGCCGCCUCGUCGUGGAGGCGUCGGACGCGGCGCUCUGA